Molecule: messenger RNA, 1007 nt
Organism: Castor canadensis (American beaver)
Lineage: Eukaryota; Metazoa; Chordata; Mammalia; Rodentia; Castoridae
Source: RefSeq, a predicted model, not a curated record
UUUUUGAAGCCGGCUAGUGCGGGGACGGGUUCGAAAAAGGGAACUGGAACGGACGGAGCUGCGGGGCGGAGCGGUGUUUACAAUGGCUGCUACUGUGAACUUGGAACUUGAUCCCAUUUUUUUAAAAGCAUUAGGUUUCUUACAUUCAAAAAGUAAAGAUUCUGCUGAAAAGCUAAAAGCACUGCUUGAUGAAUCCUUGGCUCGGGGCAUUGAUUCAAGUUACCGGCCAACUCAAAAGGAUGUGGAGCCACCCAAAAUUUCAAACACAAAAUCUAUUUCUAUUAAACAAGAGCCCAAAACAUCAUCUACUCUUCCUUCUGGCAAUAAUAAUGGCAAAGUCCUCACAACUGAAAAAGUAAAGAAAGAAGCUGAAAAGAGACCUGCUGAUAAAAUGAAAUCAGACAUUACUGAAGGAGCUGAUAUUCCAAAGAAACCUAGAUUGGAGAAACCAGAGACACGAUCUUCUCCCAUUACUGUCCAGACCAGCAAGGAUUUAGCUAUGGCUGACCUUUCCAGUUUUGAGGAAACUAGUGCUGAUGAUUUUGCCAUGGAGAUGGGAUUAGCCUGUGUUGUUUGUAGACAAAUGACGGUGACAUCUGGUAAUCAAUUAGUAGAAUGUCAGGAGUGCCAUAAUCUCUACCACCAAGAUUGCCACAAACAGGUGACAGACAAGGAAGUGAAUGACCCUCGCCUGGUGUGGUAUUGUGCCCGAUGUACCAGACAGAUGAAAAGAAUGGCUCAAAAAUCUCAGAAACCACCACAGAAACCAGCCCCCACAGUUGUUUCUGUAGCUCCAGCUGUCAAGGAUCCAUUGGUUAAGAAACCAGAAACUAAACUAAAACAAGAGACUACCUUCCUAGCAUUCAAGAGAACAGAAGUCAAGGUAUAGUACAUCCCAUUUUUAUCCACAUUUAUAUCUUAAUCUAGUUGCCUGAACAGUGGUUGAUUGCUGAAUUUAAUGAGAAACUUUAUAUUUUGAAUAUAUAUGUUGGAAAUGAAGACUGCAU